This is a messenger RNA of Amphiprion ocellaris (clown anemonefish), 1750 nucleotides long. RefSeq names its product hexosaminidase (glycosyl hydrolase family 20, catalytic domain) containing (gene hexd). Bases 241 to 1704 code for a protein of 487 amino acids. The transcript is spliced from 12 exons. Gene Ontology annotation, molecular function: hexosaminidase activity. Gene Ontology annotation, biological process: carbohydrate metabolic process. The record is from RefSeq and is a predicted model, not a curated record. NCBI's taxonomy places the organism in Eukaryota, Metazoa, Chordata, Actinopteri, Pomacentridae.
CUGCGAAAACAGAGCUAGGCUACAGGGCAGGCAGCUAAAUUCUGGUCCUCUUGUUUGUUACUUUCUCCUUAACCACACACACUAAGCUCUUAGCAUGUAGCAUUCUAGCAUCAAUACACGGCUGACCUACUCGACUGCCUCGGCUGCGUACUUGCAUUAAAAAGAGGCGUUUUUUGUGCAGAAGUAAGUGUCAGUCUUCUCCAUAUCUGGAUCUGGAUCGAUACCAACUGUGCAGGCAGAAUGAAGUGUGACCCCUGGCCUAAGGGAAAAAAGCUGGUUCACCUGGACUUGAAAGGUGCCCCUCCACGAGUUGAAUACCUGCGCAGGCUGAUCGAGCUCUUCUCUCAGCUGGGAGUGGACGGCCUGCUGGUGGAAUAUGAGGAUGCGUUUCCUUAUGAGGGGGAGCUGAAGCUGCUACAGGCGACAGUACAGCCUGCUUACAGCCAAGAGGAAGUGCUGUCUAUGCAGGAGUUUGCCAGAUCUAAGGGCAUGGAGGUGAUUCCGCUCGUGCAGACAUUUGGUCACAUGGAGUUUGUACUGAAGCACCGGCCCAUGUGGCACCUGAGAGAGACGUCGCACUGCGUGGGAACCCUGAAUCCCCACAGAGAGGAGGGGGUGAAGCUGGUGAUGGAGAUGGUGAGGCAGGUGGUGGAGCUGCAUCCUGGUCUAGACACACUGCACAUUGGAGCAGAUGAGGUGUACAUGCUGGGUGAGGGUGAGGAGUCCAAGCUGUGGCUGACUUCUCCUGGACAUACAGUGGAGCAACUGUUCCUGAGUCAUGUGACCAAGGUGGCCAAAGCUAUCAAGGAGGUGUGGCCUCACAUGACCAUCAUAAUGUGGGAUGAUAUGAUGAGGGGCAUGAGCCAGGACACACUGAAAGCCAGUGGUCUAGUAGGACUCGUUCAGCCCAUGCUGUGGGACUACACUCCUAACCUGGAUGUGGACAAAACUGUAUCUCUGCUACAGAAGUACUGCAGUGCUGGUAUGGCAGAUGUUUGGGCAGCCAGCUCCUUUAAAGGCUCCACUAGUGUUUACACCUGUGUGACUUGCACACAAAGACAUGUGGACAAUCAUUUGCAGUGGCUGAAGGUGGCUGCGUCUCUGUCUCCUGGUGUGAACCUGAAGGGCAUCGCCAUCACAGGCUGGCAGAGGUAUGACCAUCUAUCGGUGCUGUGUGAGCUGAUGCCGGUGGCUCUCCCAUCACUAGCAGCCUGUCUGCAGACUCUCCUCCACGGUCAGUUCAGUGCUGAGGCUCACAGCAAAGUCACUGAGGUGCUGGGGAUUUCUGCAGUGGAGGUGGAGGCCAUGGAGAGUUUCCUCUGUGUGGCCCUCAGGACAUCUGCAGCCGACUCUUUGUUUCCAGGAAGGAGGCUGGCCGAGUUAAUUGUGGAGCUUAAUUCACUCCUGAAUUCGGAGGAUAUAAGAUUUUUUGAAAGCAACAUGUUUGUACGAGGAUGGUUCAGUCCGUACCACCGACAGAGGAGGACGGUAACGCCGCUAAUCACAAUGCAGAUUCACAGCCAAGCAGCAACGUAUUUGGCGAUGCUACAACAGAAGGUGGAGUCAGUGAGAGAGGAGAUGGUUCAUCUUUACCCAGAGUCUACAGCCCAGGAGUGGAUAGAGGAACAUGUCAGCCCUGUAGUGGCCCCUCUGCAGAGGAUAACAGAGGAUAUCGGAGCCUGUGUGAAGGAGAUGGUGCCAUAGAGAAAUCUUGUACUUCAACAUUAAACUUCUAUUUGAUUCAAUCAGA